AAUUUCAUUAACCAAUACCCAAACUGUAUACCAAAUACUUACCUAUCAAAUUGCUUUAAACUCCAUAAUCUUUCAUUUCAAAGUCAUCAAUUUACAGGUUAUCGAUCUCAUUACUCCCUCUUAAUUCUCAACCUUACAUCCUCUUCACUCAAAUGGAUUAUGAACCUCCAUUUCUCAAUACUUACAAGACCCUUUUGGAAAAAGGCCUAGAAGAGGAUUCAAAAAAUGAUGAUGAUGAUUUGUACUCCAUGGUAGAUAGAAGAUAUGAGGAGCAACUACCUUUGAUUGAUCUUGAGAGGCUAAAUAACAAAGAUGAAAGAGAAGAAUGCAUGAAAGAAAUAAGUGAAGCUGCAAGUGAGUGGGGUUUCUUUCAGGUUAUUAAUCAUGGAAUUUCAAAUGAGGUUAUGGAGAACAUGAUAUCUGAGCAAAUGAAAUUGUUCCGUGAGCCUUUUGUGAAUAAGUUGUCUGCAGAAACUGUCUUUAAUUUGUCUCCAAAUACUUAUAGAUGGGGAAAUCCAUGUGCCACCAAGCUUAGACAACUUUCUUGGAUAGAAGCCUUUCAUUUUCCUCUCACAGAUAUACCAAAUAUGGAACCUCACAUAACUCUAAGAUCAAGCCUUGAAGAUUUUGCAACAAGAAUGGCCACUCUUGGUGAAAACUUGGUAGAAAUUCUUGCCAUCAAAGUGAAUAUGAAUUCCAACCAUUUCCAAGAGAAUUACUUGCCUAAAAGUUCUUUCAUUCGACUCAAUAGAUAUCCUCCAUGCCCUAUAUCUUCAAAGGUGUAUGGCAUCUUGCCUCAUAGUGACACUAGUUUCCUUACCAUCCUUUAUCAAGACCAAAUUGGGGGCUUGCAAUUGAUGAAAGAUGGAAAAUGGGUUGAUGUCAAGCCUAAUCCAAGUGCACUAGUUGUUAAUAUUGGUGAUCUAUUUCAGGCACUUAGUAAUAAUGUUUACAAAAGCAUUAAGCACAGAGUUGUUGCUGCUGAGGAAGAGAGGUUUUCUACUGCCUUUUUCUAUUGCCCCUUCAAUGAUGCAGUUAUACAAAGUGAAAACAAGCCAGCUCUCUAUAAGAAAUUCACUUUAAGAGAGUAUAGACAACAGACUUUGAAAGAUGUCAAUCAAACAGGUGAUAAAGUUGGCCUCUCUAGAUUUGUUCUAUAGAAUAGUGUGUAUGUGUGUGGAAGGUUUAAGUCAUCAUUUUGUGAAAUGGAAAAUAAUGUAAGUAAGCACUUGUACAAGUUUCUAUUAUGUAGGUGUUUAUGCAUAAGGAAUAAUUGUAAACAUAUUUUGUAAGAUAUUAAUCUGAGAAGCUUAUUGUAAUAUAAGCUUAAAAUAUUUUAUGGAUGGAUAGAUGGAUGGAUGUACUAUAAACUCUUAAAUAACGUAAAUUUUAGAGAGU
Molecule: messenger RNA, 1398 nt
Organism: Vicia villosa (hairy vetch)
Lineage: Eukaryota; Viridiplantae; Streptophyta; Magnoliopsida; Fabales; Fabaceae
Product: gibberellin 2-beta-dioxygenase 8-like
Exons: 4
Coding region: 153-1160 (335 amino acids)
Source: RefSeq, a predicted model, not a curated record